CAACACUCGAUUCACCAUCAUCAACUUUACCAGUCAGUAACACAUUGUCACUUAGAAAAGCAUUGUUCUUCAAAUCAGUCAAACCAAUAUGACAAUACAAAACUCAUUGUUCUUGGUCUUUGUUCUAAUAAUAGGUGCAUUCUAUUCCUCCACCACCUCAGCCCAGCUGUCUCUGGCAGCGUCUCCGCCUUCUUCAACAUCACCGGUGUCAACUCCAACAGCGCCGCCAGCUGCUGCCCCUGGACUGAAUACAGUUCCUUUGGUACCUGCUUCACCCAGUGGAGCCCCGACACCGGCCAUACCCAAGGCUCCCACCAUUGAUAUAGUGCAAAUUCUGAGGAAAGCCAAGAGAUUCUCUGUCUUGAUACGGUUGCUGAAGACAACCCAAUUAAUCAACCAACUCAACUCACAGCUCACAACUUCCGGCUCCUCCGGCGGAUUGACCGUUUUUGCGCCGGAGGAUAGUGCCUUCUCCAAGCUCAAACCAGGGUUCUUGAACUCCCUCGGUGACAGGCAAAAGGUGGAGCUUCUUCAGUUCCACACCAUCUCUUCCUUCGUUUCCAUCUCCAACUUCGAUACUCUCACCAACCCAGUUCAGACCCAGGCCGGCGAUGACCCAAAGAGGCUCCAACUCAACGUCACAACAGAUGGUGGAAGCCGAGUGAGCAUGACCACCGGCGCGGUUAACGCCACCGUGACGGGCACCGUAUACACAAAUAACAAGCUCGCCAUAUAUCAGGUGGAUAAAGUGCUUCUUCCACUUGACUUCGUGCUUCCUAAGGCAGCUCCGGCACCUUCGCCAGCGGUGGCAGCGAAAGCAGAUUCGCCUAAAUCUGAUAACACCAAGUCGUCUUCUGCAAAUGAGAAUGAAGAUAGUGAUGACAACGCCAAUAAGGCCAAUACUGUGGAAGCCUCUGCAGGUUCUGUGAAUGUUCAUGCAGCGAUGAUACCUCUUGUUAUUGUAUCAAUGGCGUUUCUCGGUGGAGCCAUGAUAUGAAGUGGCCAGAAGGGGAGAUGUUGUGGGACAUUUCUUUUUUGUUUAUUUUUCAUUUU
Neltuma alba is the source of this 1053-nucleotide messenger RNA. Its product is annotated as fasciclin-like arabinogalactan protein 12. Gene Ontology annotation, biological process: plant-type secondary cell wall biogenesis. The coding region runs from base 89 to 997 and encodes 302 amino acids. Lineage: Eukaryota; Viridiplantae; Streptophyta; Magnoliopsida; Fabales; Fabaceae. The transcript is spliced from 2 exons. Gene Ontology annotation, cellular component: plasma membrane. The record is from RefSeq and is a predicted model, not a curated record.